AUGCUCAAUUUAUCUUGGGCUAAUGAGAUGGCGAAAGCAGCUCUCAAAAAUGCUCAACAAAAGAUUGAUAGUGUGCUCGAUAUAAAAGCUGAAGAAAAUGAUCAAACCAAAAUAAAUUAUGCCGUUGAUGACUCAGCAUCCUCGCAUGUACUGAACGAUGGUCCUAAACCCGAAACAGACGAUUUCUCAUCCCAGGAGCUCACUGCAAGCACAUCACAAAUAGAUCCGAGCAAUGAAACUGAUGCAGAUAGUGAAAUAUUUUCUGAUUAUUUAUCGAUGGGUUUCGGAAAAACACCUGUUUUGGAAGAUGACAAAAACUGUGAUGUCAAUGAAAUGCAAGAUAUGGAAUCACAACAAACAAUUAGCAGUGAACCUGUUCUUCCACCCACCAUUUCUCGUCAGUCCUCAGUGUUAGAUGAAGCUUCAACAGUGGUAUCAAGCGACAUUGAAGUUGUUCGACAAAUGGAUACAUGGUCGAUAGGGAGCAGUAGAGCAUGUGAAAGUCAGAGCGAUCAAAAUUUAUACAGAAAUGAUGCCAUUUCAUCUCUGCAAACGCAAUUGAAAAUCAAUAAGCAUCGAGAGAUUGAGCAAACUGGACUAAUAGAACAGUUGACUUCUAAUAAUAAUAUUUUAACAACAGAGAGUGAGCAGUUGAAAGAGAGAUUAUCAAAGCUAUUGCAUGAACUACAGGUAGAGAGAAAUGAGAGAGAAGAUAUAGUAAAAGAAGCUAAACGUAGUUUGGAUUAUUCAACAAAGCAGUCAAAGGAAAUCAGAAGAUUGAAAAACGAAUUGGGAGAAGUUACAAAAAUGAGAAAUGAUUUGAAACGUUUGAAAGAUGAUAAAAUGGAAUUAAAUGAACAAAUAGAAGAAUUAAAAGAGCAGAUAAUCACUAUCAAUAGUUUAAUGAAAGAAAAGAAUAAUGAAGUUAGUCAGUUGAAAUCAGAGUUGGAGAAAAACCAUACUGUGAUUGAAACAAUGGAAUGUGAAAAAGAUAGUACAAAGAAGAACGUUUUAGAACAGUUUGGAGCAGAAAAGGAAGAACUUCUACAAAGUAUCGAACAUUAUAAAAAUACAGCUAUUGCUGCAUCACUAGAAAAAGAGAGAACGUUAGAAAUGAAAGAUGCUGUGUUGUUAGAGUUACGAGAUGCUAGAGAGGAAAUCAAACGACUACUUUCUCAGAUUAAUCAGGAUGAUCAAAAAAAUGUGAUUGAAAUAUUGGAUACAAAUGCUAUAGCUGAUGCCAUUUCAAUGGCCAAUGCUCCACUGUUAGAAGAAAUUUCUGAGUUACAAUGUCAAAUUUCGCAUGAAAGGAAAAGUUUAUCUGAGGCGGAGAAGGUUAUCAGGAAUUAUUCAGCACAAGUAGAUAGUUUAAUGAAGAAUCAAAAGCUUCUGAGUGAAAAGUCAAUAGAAGAUAGGCAGUUACAACAGAGCCAACUUGAUAAGUCAGACGAGCAGAAAAGAAUUCUUUCGCAGGAGAACGCUAAUUUGAGCGUUGAGUUAAAAGAUCUUCGGGACGUUGUGGAAACAAUGCGAGAAGAAAUGAAGAAGGCAAAAGUGGAAUUUAACCUUAAAAUGGAACGAUUUGUGCGGAAAAAUACGGAAACAACGGAUGCUUUAGUUGAAGAACGGGAUAAUCUUCGUAUUGAACUGCAAAAUCUUAAAAACGCGGAUACUUCCUCUAUUUCAAUGAUCAAAAAUGACAAUGAGAAUGUUAAUUUUGAGAAACAACAUUUAUAUGAUAGAGGACAGAUGGAUAUCCUCAGACACGAAAAUCAAAAGCUCCGAAUCGAUCUCAAGGAGAUAACUAAAAAAUAUGAUCAAUUGCUAGAAAUAGAUGGGGAGAAGCUCGAAAGGAUAGAAGAGCUCCAACAAGAUGUUAUAGAUUUGAGGAAAUUAAUAAAACAACAGUUACUAGAUUUUGCUAGUAGAAAUGAUGAGCACGAUAACAAAAUGAACUAA
This is a messenger RNA of Auanema sp. JU1783, 1959 nucleotides long. The record is from the annotation of a GenBank genome assembly. NCBI's taxonomy places the organism in Eukaryota, Metazoa, Nematoda, Chromadorea, Rhabditida, Rhabditidae.